Messenger RNA from Lontra canadensis (Northern American river otter), 1916 nucleotides. RefSeq names its product solute carrier family 19 member 2 (gene SLC19A2). Gene Ontology annotation, molecular function: vitamin transmembrane transporter activity. NCBI's taxonomy places the organism in Eukaryota, Metazoa, Chordata, Mammalia, Carnivora, Mustelidae. Gene Ontology annotation, biological process: transmembrane transport; vitamin transport. Gene Ontology annotation, cellular component: plasma membrane. The record is from RefSeq and is a predicted model, not a curated record. The transcript has 6 exons. The coding region runs from base 96 to 1568 and encodes 490 amino acids.
CGCGGCAGCGCCGGAGCCAGAGCCUCCCUGCGGCGGGCGGAGGACGAGCGGGCGCGCGCGGGCGCCGGGCUGGGUCCGCGGCCUCCGCACGGCGAAUGGAUGUGCCCGGCCCGGGGUCCCGGAGGGCGGCGGCGGCCACCGCGCUCCUGCGCUCGGCCCGCGUGCCCCGCGGGGGCUGGUUCCUGCCCACCGCGCUGCUGUGCGCCUACGGCUUCUUCGCCAGCCUCCGGCCGUCCGAGCCCUUCCUGACGCCCUACCUGCUGGGGCCCGACAAGAACCUGACGGAGCGGGAGGUCUUCAAUAAAAUUUAUCCAGUAUGGACUUACUCUUACCUGGUGCUACUGUUUCCAGUGUUCCUUGCCACAGACUACCUCCGUUACAAGCCUGUUGUUUUGCUGCAGGGACUCAGCCUUAUUGUUACAUGGUUCAUGCUGCUCUACGCCCAGGGACUGCUGGCCAUUCAGUUCUUGGAAUUCUUCUAUGGCAUCGCCACAGCCACUGAAAUUGCCUAUUACUCUUAUAUCUACAGUGUGGUAGACCUGAACAUGUACCAGAAAGUCACAAGUUACUGUCGGAGUGCCACCUUGGUGGGCUUUACUGUGGGCUCUGUCCUGGGGCAAAUCCUCGUCUCCAUGGCAGGCUGGUCCCUGUUCAGUCUGAAUGUCAUCUCUCUUACCUGUGUUUCUGUGGCUUUUGCUGUGGCCUGGUUUCUGCCUAUGCCACAGAAGAGCCUUUUCUUUCACCAUGUUCCUUCCACUUGCCAGAGGAUGAAUGGCAUCAAGGCACAAAAUGGCGGCAUUGUAACCAACACCUCAGCUUCUAACCACCUUCCUGGGUGGGAGGACAUUGAGUCAAAAAUCCCCCUAAAUAUGGAGGAGACGGAGCCCCAGCCAGACCGUCUCCUCGUGCUGAAGGUCCUGUGGAAUGACUUCCUGAUGUGUUACUCCUCUCGGCCGCUGCUCUGCUGGUCUUUGUGGUGGGCCCUCUCCACCUGCGGCUAUUUCCAAGUGGUGAACUACACACAGGGCCUGUGGGAGCAAGUGAUGCCCUCUCACAGUGCUGCUAUCUACAACGGGGGCGUGGAGGCCGCGUCCACCCUCCUGGGUGCCGUUGCCGUGUUUGCAGUGGGUUACAUCCAAAUAUCCUGGUCAACGUGGGGGGAGAUGAUGCUGUCUCUGUUUUCCCUGCUGAUUGCUGCCUCCGUGUAUGUCAUGGAUACGGUGCACAACAUCUGGGUUUGCUACACGUCCUAUGUCAUCUUCAGAAUCAUCUACAUGUUACUCAUCACCAUAGCAACUUUUCAGAUUGCUGCUAACCUCAGCAUGGAGCGCUAUGCCCUUGUGUUUGGUGUGAACACCUUCAUUGCUCUGGCCCUACAGACACUGCUCACUCUCAUCGUGGUGGAUUCCAGCGGCCUUGGCUUAGACAUUACCACUCAGUUCCUGAUCUACGCUGGGUAUUUUGCACUCAUCGCUGUGGUUUUCCUGGCUAAUGGUACAGUUAAUAUUCUGAAGAAAUACAGAAAGCAAGAAGAUGCAGAAUUGAGUUCUCAAGUAACCACAUCAUAAUACACUGAUGAUAAGCUGCUUCUUAUAGCAAAAAUUCUGCACAGCAACUGUGCCUGGAUGUAUUUAGUGUUUUAAUAUGUAGAUGUAUAUUUAUGAAUGUGCUUUUUAAGGCUUCAAAGCAGCCAACUGACUAGACCUUGUGUUCCUAGAGUAACGAUACUGUUUAGAGGAGCCAGAGGUGAAGUUUAUCUCAUGGAUUAUUUAUGAAAGCUAAUAUAAGGAUUACUUUCUUCUGAUUCAGAAGUGAACUUGAUUUUGAAAACCAAGUAAUAAGAGCAUUCGAGCAACCACAUGGCAUUUGUACUUGGGAUAGCGAGUGAGUUUGGUGUUCGGUAGGUCAAGUUAUUU